Centruroides sculpturatus (bark scorpion) is the source of this 4861-nucleotide messenger RNA. RefSeq lists its product as uncharacterized. Gene Ontology annotation, molecular function: nucleic acid binding. The transcript has a single exon. NCBI's taxonomy places the organism in Eukaryota, Metazoa, Arthropoda, Arachnida, Scorpiones, Buthidae. Bases 3438 to 4163 code for a protein of 241 amino acids. The record is from RefSeq and is a predicted model, not a curated record.
GUGAGUCUGUGAGACAUACUCUUGUCCCAAAUACCGUUUUACUUGGCAUAUCUUCAUUUUGUCAUUGUAGGAAUAUCCUGUUACCACCAUGAAGCCUUGUUGAAAAUUCUCUCAUUGUUAAUGCAUUUAGUCAGAAUGGCCUUUCCCAUCUUCACCUUGGUAAUAGGUGUACUUAUCCAAAUGUAAUAAGGUAUUAAUACACAGCUAUGCUUCAUUGAGAGACAAUGCAAAUUUUCAUCUGUUUAAUCCAAAGAUGGCAUUUGUAAGCAAUGACUUUUUGUUCUACACAUGGGCUUGGUAUUUUUUUAUGUUUUAUCCUCAAGUCCUGUUUGAUUAUAAGAUGCAUUUUUACUCUUUAUCUGUGCACGUUUAGCAAUAUCAUGUAUUGCUGCAGAACUUUCAUUUGUCACUAAUAUACAGACUUUCUACAUUAUAACCUUUGUAUGACUAUGCUCAUUUCUUGGAGGUCAUGGUGCCUGUUUACUACCACCUUAGAAAAUUUCAUUCUUAUGAUUUUACAUAUUUAACAUUACAUAUACCUUCAUAUUAACCAACCUGAACAGUAUAACUCCCAUAUUCUGGGGACCUAAAUUCACCUCAUAUUACAAUGUAUUGUUUAAUAUGUAUCAACCAAACAGCUUUAUAUUAAACAAUACUGGUUCAUGGUUUUUGUGUCUAUUAAUUAUACUAUUGAUACCUCUAUUGGAGAUGAUGAACUUUGUUUUUUGCACGAUCUUUAUAGCUCUACCAUAGCAUUAGUUUGCAUCAGAAAGGACUAUAAUGUAGCUCUUCAAAAACAAGUUGUCUUUAGUGACAUUUGAAUACUCUCAAUCCUUGCUUCAAAGCAGAUAUGGCUCAGUGCAAGAACAUAUAGCACUCACUAUAUUAUAGUAGCUUCUGGCAACAGAUAGUUUCAAAUCUAUGGAAGUGUUUUCAAUCUUCUGUAAAAAGCUACAGACAUGACCAAAACAUAAGGAUGAUCCCAAUUUCUAGCAAUGAUAACUAGAAAAAGUCACUGACCCUUCCAAGGAGUUGAGUGCUGCAUCACAGUUUCAUAUAGACUCUCUCCAUGGGUAUUAGUAAGUAGUUUUCAUCCAUUUUCCACACAUGUCCAACUACUGUAUGUAUCUUUUUCACCAGAGACUUACUUUUAUUGUCUUAAAAUCCUACAGGGUGUGUAUUACUCUGUCUUAGAUGUCAAGUUAUACAAUUCUAUUCAUGUACAAAUGCCAUGUCCUUAAGUUUUGUCUUCACUGAAUCAAUGAGAUGUAAUGUUUGAAUUAAAGCAAUCUUUUUUAUAAAAAAAAAGAAAAGCAAAAUGAUAUAUUCAAAAGGGAACAUCAAGACAUAGCCUGAUGUGUGUAAGAUUUGCAGAACAUCAUGACCUCCAAGUGUGGAAUGACCAGAUGUUCUUUUUAUUUUGAUACUGGUUCAGGUGGUUUUUUUUAAAAAAAUCAGGAAAUGUUUUCAAUCUGAGUAGGCAACCAAAAAGAAGUUUUUUGAGGACAUAAAACAAAAAAAUAUUUAUUUACUUCUAAUUAGGGCAUGUCUUUAAAGUUUCAGCCUUCUAAGACCCAUCCUUCUAAGAGCCCAAUGACAAUGCAUUUUAAUGAUGUUUUAGAGAGUAGUCCACUGUUAUCACUCUCCCCAUUCAAAACCCUGAUUAAAUUCUACAUUUGAUUAUUUUUAUUGUGUGUCUAUGUCAUUAUAGUGAUCAAAUCUCAAAAAGUAUGAGCAAUAAAAGCAGUUUUUAAAUAUUAUAAUAUUCUUUUCAGGGCCAUCUUAUUUCAGUCAUUUGCACUUUGCUUCUAAUCCCAUUUUAAGACCUUAAUUUUGUCAGUAUAGUUUUAUCUUUCAUUUAACAGUCUGUAUGUAUGUUAAAAUGUCUGAUAGUAAUGACUCUUCUCUCAUAUUUUCUGAGUUGAUGGAAAAUCCCCAUCCUAUGGAACAGAGAUUUUCUAUUUUCAAUGUUUAUAUGGGAAAUUGUCCACAAGCAUUUGGUUUUAAUUUUUACAAAGUCUCCAGGCAGAUUUCGGCAGAUGGGUCUGCAAAUGGAACACUUGUGCUGUUAUAUAGAAAAGGAGGAAGAAUUUUUAAGUUACAUUGUCACUGGAGAUAAAACUUAGAUUUUAUCUCUAGUGAUAAUGGAAGUUCAUCAAUUCCAACCCGAAACCAAGAAAAUAUGCUUUGUCAAUAGGAAGUUCAAGAUGUCAACAAAUGCUGGAUGAUUGUCUUUUGAGAACUUCAUGUGGUGUUCUCACCAAAGAGGAUAACAGUUGCUUGUUCAAAGAAGGCUAGGCCUUGUUGUGGUUCUGCAUAACAAUGCAUGCUUGAACACUACCAAAGACACAGUUGUUGCAUUGCUGCAGAAGUGGAAGUGAGAGGCUUUGGCCCAGACUUUCACCUUUUCCCACAAAUCAAGAAGCAUCUCCAAAGAAAAUGUUAUAGGUCAGGUAAUAAUAUUUAAGUCAAAAUCUAGAAAUAGCUAUACUAGUCAUCAGAACACUGAGAUAGAUGCCUCUGCAAAAAUGGAGACCAAUUGUACGACUUUAAUGUCAAUGAUAAAAAUAAAUUAUGUAACUAAAUUAAGAAAUAAAGUUUAGUUUUUGAUAUAUAUUUAUCCCUUAACUUUCCCAAUUCUCAUGUAAUUCAUGGUGUUUAAUUUUAAACAUAAAUAAUAAAUAUGUAAUGUAAUUUGGAGCUUUCUUUUUAUAAACUGAAAAACUUAAAUAUCAGUUACUCGGUGUACCACCAGUGCAAGAAAAAAAGUGUAUGACAUAAUCUGCUUUAGUUUAAUUCUCACAUAGACUUAAGAAACCAAAAGACAAAAUCAUGCCAUAUGACCAAAUUAUUCUCUAUACAUCUUGCACAAAUUCCUUUGAGAAAAACAGCACAGACAUUGUCUGAUCAUCAUGGCUGUUUGUUGAAUUACCACCAAGAUUCAUCUCGUGUCAUGCACAUUUGUAGCUGUUCUACAAAAAAUACAAAAAUAUAUCUUUAAUGCAUUAAAAGUCUAUUGGAUUAUUUUAACAGAUAGACAGUGUAAAAGUUGUGUUUUAAAGAAUCUAUGUAAAUAUACAGGGUGUUUCAAAACUAUAUGUUAGAAAUGUAAAGGCAGAUAGAAGGGACCUAAAUAAGCAGAUGUCAUAUAGGAAUGUGGGUGCAGAAAUUUCACAAGAGGGCACUGUUGAGUUUGGUGGAUGAAAGUACUUUGCUGGCUUGAAUCAUCAUUUCCCGCACAGAUUUUGAGCAACAUGCAUUGUUACACCAAUGCAGAGCUUGCUGACAUGUAUGGGGUUUCACAAGGAAAUGGAGCGGCUGCUCAAAGGAUGUAUAUGGAGCAAUUUAUGGGUAGGAAUCUGCCGGAUCGCUGAACAUUCGAGCAUCUUCAUUGGGAGUUGUGUGCAAGUGGAUCAGCUUAUGCUUCCUGGCGUGAUAUGGGCACCGGAAGCAGCAGUAUUAUGCAGAGUAUAGUCCUACGACAAGCUCAAGAACUGUUGGGUGUGAGCCAUGCAACUGUUUGGAGGACUUUACAUGAAGACAGGAUGCACCUGUAUCAUUUGCAGAGAGUGCAAGUACUGACCCCUGCCGAUUAUCCUCUGCAUGUCAACUUUGCCCACUGUUACCUACAGCAGGCUGCAGCCAAUGCCACCUUCCCUGCAGAUAUUUUAUUCACUGAUGAGGCUACCCAUAACUCUCACCUUUGGGCAAAUGAUAACCCACAUGGCUACCAAGAAAGGUUUUCCAUUAAUGUUUGGGCAGGCAUUGUGUACAACAACUUAGUAGGACCAUACAUUCUACCUAGUCGUUUAACCAGCCACACAUACGGCAUCUUCCUACAAGAGGUCUUACCUGAACUUCUGGUCUGUCUUCCUCCAGCUGUUCGCACUCGAAUGUGGUUCCAGCACAACGGAGUCCUAGCUCACUCCAGUAGGAAUAUCAGGAAUCACCUGGACACUGUCUAUGGCCAGCAUUGGAUAGGAUGGGGCAGACCUGUUCCUUGGCCACCGCACUCCCCAGAUUUGACAUGCUUGGUUUUCUUCUUUUGGGGUCACAUUAAGAGCACUGUGUACAAUAGUCCCAUAACAUCUGAAGAUGAUCUGGUUGCCAGACUGUCUGUUGCUGCUGGAAAUGUGCGUGACAUGCCCGACGUUUUUUACUAAUGUACGCCAAUCCAUGUGCCGCCACUGUGAACCUUGUAUCGCUGUUGGUGGUCGCUCUUUUGAGCAGUUAUUGUAAACCACUUGAUAAAUAAAUUGUUGCUUUCCUUUGUCUUUAUUUGUUUUUUCACUUAUCUGUUGUUAGUACUGCCUUACAUGCUAGCUCUUCAACACUGCAUUUCUGCAUCCACAUUCCUAUACGAAAUCUGCUUAUUUAGGUCCCUUCUACCUGCCUUUACAUUUCUGACAUUUAGUUUUGAAACAUCCUGUAUAUUAAGCUAAUCAAACCAAAAUUAUUUAUUAUAAUCAAACAAGUGCCGAUUGUCAUUUUAUAAUUUAGCUUGCAUCAGAAAUGGAUAUUUCAAUGCAAAUGUCUGCUGUGAACGUCAUUCCAAAUUGUUGAAAACUAUAGAAUAUUUCUUUUAUAUACCAGGACAUAAUAUCAAUGUUGAAUAUUUUGUAGACAGAUAAAAAGAACAAGUUUAAAACUGACUUGCUGGAGGGCUCAACAACAGUCCAUAGUUAAUAAAAUCAACAUAUGAAAAUCAAUACAAGAAUAUUUUUUAAAUGUGAAAUAUAUAUCUUAUUUAAAUACAAUACUAUUAAAAUAUUAGCUGCAUUAUCAAAUACUAAAAGUCAGAAAUUCUGUUCAAUAGCUUUAAGAAAAUCUAAACUUUAACUGAUUUUACUAUAAUUAUACU